AUGUCGGCUAAGUCAGAAGGGCACAUGGCCCGGCAUAUGGGCAGUCGUAAUCUAUCUCUCGGCAACAGAUGGGAGGAUGAUUGGGCAUACAGAAGGGUCGCUAAGCCCGGUCGAUUGAUUCGAAACAAGUGGUUUGGCAGUGAGACUGGCCGACACGGCAUGUUGAAGGAGAAGGACAAGACUUUGGAGACCGCCACCGGACAUCGGGUUACCUAA
Molecule: messenger RNA, 216 nt
Organism: Aspergillus piperis CBS 112811
Lineage: Eukaryota; Fungi; Ascomycota; Eurotiomycetes; Eurotiales; Aspergillaceae
Exons: 2
Coding region: 1-216 (71 amino acids)
Source: RefSeq, a predicted model, not a curated record